Exophiala aquamarina CBS 119918 is the source of this 2133-nucleotide messenger RNA. RefSeq lists its product as uncharacterized. Gene Ontology annotation, biological process: regulation of DNA-templated transcription. Gene Ontology annotation, cellular component: nucleus. Lineage: Eukaryota; Fungi; Ascomycota; Eurotiomycetes; Chaetothyriales; Herpotrichiellaceae. Bases 1 to 2133 code for a protein of 710 amino acids. The record is from RefSeq and is a predicted model, not a curated record. The transcript has 2 exons. Gene Ontology annotation, molecular function: DNA-binding transcription factor activity, RNA polymerase II-specific; transcription cis-regulatory region binding.
AUGAAUACCUACGUUGCUGGCAAAACCUGGCCCUCGAGACCCAGUAGCACAGCCGAAUGGAGAGUCUGGCACAUUUACGAUGAACGGGUGCUCAAAGAGAGUGAAGCGGACGGAUCGAGCUUGUCGGGUGCCCAUUGCGUUUUCGAGGAGUUGCGUCCACGAAAGCAGAGGAAGUCGGCUGCGGACCGUGCCACAGUGACUGCCCUUGAGGCUAAAGUCUCUGACUUGGCUCUACAAUUGGAACAAAGCAAGCGCUGCCGCCAACCUGAAAGACGACCAGUAGCUCUCAGUUCCUCUGAGUCUGAUGCGAUCACGAUCGAUCAAACCCACGUCCCAGUGCUCUUGAAUGGCUCGAAUGAGCAGACGACCAACCAUCACCCAUUGCCACUGCCUAGUCGUCAGGAACCUCAGCUGUCAAUGACCUGUGGCUUAGAUGGUCAAGGCAAACAUCCCAUAUCACGAAUGCUCCAAGACGGCGCUCUCAGCUACAACGACGCCACAUUCUACUUGUCCAAAUAUCGUCGGAUGUGCGACUACUCGCCAUUCGUCAUGAUAUCUGAAGAUAGUACCGUUGAUUCAAUGGCCCAACAACGACCAUUCCUCCUGCACGCGGUGCUCGCUAUUUCGACGCAGGAGAACAAGGAUCUGCAGAGAAGAUUCGAGUCAGGCUUCCGCGAGUCAUUACUACGAUCUGUCACGAUCGAAGGAGAGAAAAGUAUAGACUUGCUACAGGCCUUCGUCGUCUACUUGGCCUGGUAUCACUUCUUCUACAUCCCGAUGAAACAACAAUUCAAUCAACUGCUUCAAAUAGCCAUCAGUAUGUGCAUCGAUAUGGGCCUCGACCACCCUCCCAGCGAGGCAGCCGCUCGCAAAAUCGGACUCCAGUUGGAGCACCACUACACCGUAGGGGGGUUGAAAUGCGACAGAUUCUUCAGCAAGGCUGCCAGGCGUGUAUAUCUUGGAUGCCACUACCUUUCUGCCACCUCUUCAUGGAUAUGGCGCAAACCCAACAAUCUUCACUGCACGGAAUACUUGAUGGAAUGCGCUGAAUCCCUGGCAAAGGAUCCAGAGUAUGAAACGGACGUCCUCAUCCUUCCGCUCAUCCAAUCUCAAACGCUGGGCGACCAGUACCAUGAAGUCUUUUUAUCAAGCAAUUUCGACUACUCCAGACCUUCGUGCUCAGCGAGGACCAAGGAGAAAUUGAACACCUUUCGCACGACAAUGGACACGCUCCUGUCCACGAACAGUGCCUUAGACAGCAUGACGCUAAGCCUAGCAACACAAUUCGCGACCUCCCACGCCCACGAGAUGGAUCACCUGAACCCGUGCCUCUCGAACAAGCAUUUCGUCCCCGGAGACCUCAAAGACUGGGCGUCCAACAUAUCCAGCCAGCACGACGUGCUGAUGGUCUGUCUCGACGCCGCCACCGCAUUCAUCGAGACAUUCCUCUCUCUCCCGUUAACCGAGUACCCGAAGCUCUCAGUCCUCCAAUGGUGGGGAUUGAUCUGCAACACCGCAUUCCUGUACCGCCUAUCUCUCGGCACGCCCAAACUGCGACAGUGGAAUGUAACAAUCGCCCGAGACGCCGCGAGAUUGGAGCUGUACCUGGAGCUUCUCUGCUAUCGCAUGCAAUGCAUCACGGGAUCGACGUCGGAGAUCGCCACCGGGAGGGACUUGUUUUCGCUCAUGUGUCCGAUCUUCGGCAACGUGAAGAACACGUACGAACGGCUGAAGAAGCUGCCGCAGAGCUCUAGCGCUAUCGAUGAGCAGCCUGUACAUGCGAAGGCGUUUACCGCGGAGGGUACAAGUGUGAUCGGAGGCGUUGUUGAUAGCGGAACUGCCGCGCAAUCAGGGGGUCAUGUCUCCAGCCACCACCACCACCACCACCACCACCAGCAGGCAAAUGCAGACAUGAUGAUCAAGCCAAGCCAAUGCCCAGCAUUCAGGUAUUGGUCACAAGCGCCAGAUCUCGCCGACAGUGACGAUGUGGACGGCAGUGAACUGAGGACACCCGAACCAGUCGACCUCAAUUUAUUCCUGGACCUCGACGCCCUGGGCAACGACGCCUCGUGGCUCGACGACAUGUCCCACGUCAACUGGGAAUUCAAUCAUGCACCGUCUAACAUGCAUUGA